Molecule: messenger RNA, 3522 nt
Organism: Fusarium venenatum
Lineage: Eukaryota; Fungi; Ascomycota; Sordariomycetes; Hypocreales; Nectriaceae
Product: hydroxymethylglutaryl-coenzyme A reductase-domain-containing protein
Biological process (GO): isoprenoid biosynthetic process; coenzyme A metabolic process; ergosterol biosynthetic process
Cellular component (GO): peroxisomal membrane; endoplasmic reticulum membrane
Molecular function (GO): hydroxymethylglutaryl-CoA reductase (NADPH) activity; protein binding
Source: RefSeq, a predicted model, not a curated record
AUGGCUUCGAUACUUUUGCCGAAACGCUUCCGCGGCGAAACUGCGCCUACCGAGAAAACAACCCCAUCAUGGGCUUCCAAGCGACUUACGCCCAUCGCCCAGUUCAUCUCUCGCCUAGCAUGCUCCCACCCCAUUCACACCGUCGUCCUUGUCGCCGUCCUCGCGAGCACUUCAUACGUCGGUCUGCUCCAGGAGAGCUUGUUCAGCACCGAUCUUCCUACAGUGGGCAAAGCCGAUUGGUCUUCGCUCGUUGAAGGAAGCCGUGUCUUGCGCGCGGGUCCUGAGACUUCCUGGAACUGGAAGUCUAUUGAGCAGGACUCUGUCCUUGAAGCUGGCGCUGAUGCUGACCAUCUCGCUCUUCUGACUCUCGUCUUCCCCGACACUCUCUCAGCCGAAUCCUCCAGCAAUGCUCCUCGAUCCAGCCAUGUGCCUGUUCCUCAGAACCUGUCUAUUACACCUCUUCCCCCAACCGAGAACUCUUUCACCGCCUAUUCCCAGGACAGCAUCCUCGCCUACUCUCUUCCUUACGCUGAGGGUCCCGAGUUCCUUGCUGCUACCCAGGAGAUUCCCAGCGAGGAUGCCGUCGAGACUGAGACACAGCACGGCCGUGAGAAGAAGACAUGGAUCAUGAAGGCUGCCAAGGUCAACACCCAGAACAGCGUUAUCCAAUGGGUUAACAAUGCCUGGACUGAGUUCCUUGAUCUCCUCAAGAACGCCGAGACCCUCGACAUUGUCAUUAUGUUCCUGGGUUACAUUGCUAUGCACUUGACCUUUGUCUCCCUCUUUCUGUCUAUGCGAAAGCUGGGAUCCAAGUUCUGGCUCGGUAUCUGCACUCUGUUCUCCUCUGUAUUCGCCUUCCUCUUUGGUCUUGCAGUCACCACCAAGCUGGGUGUUCCCAUCAGCGUGAUCCUUCUGUCUGAGGGUCUUCCUUUCUUGGUUGUUACUAUUGGCUUUGAGAAGAACAUUGUCCUUACCCGCGCCGUCAUGUCGCACGCCAUUGAACACCGACGUCAAAUCCAGAACUCCAAGUCUCGCAAGGGAUCUCCUGAGCGUUCCAUGCAAAACGUUAUCCAGUACGCUGUUCAGUCUGCCAUCAAGGAGAAGGGUUUCGAGAUCAUGCGCGAUUAUGCCAUUGAGAUUGCCAUUCUUGCCAUGGGUGCUGCUUCUGGUGUUCAGGGCGGUCUCCAGCACUUCUGCUUCUUGGCCGCUUGGACUCUGUUCUUUGACUUUAUUCUCCUCUUCUCUUUCUACACUGCCAUUCUCAGCAUCAAGCUCGAAAUCAACCGCAUCAAGCGCCACGUUGACAUGCGCAAGGCUCUUGAGGAUGAUGGCGUCAGCCGCCGAGUUGCCGAGACCGUUGCCAAGAGUGACGGUGAUUUGAAGGGUGACUCUUCUCUUUUCGGUCGCAAGAGCAGCAGCGUUCCCACUUUCAAGGUUAUGAUGAUCCUCGGUUUCAUCUUGGUCAACAUUGUCAACAUUCUCUCCAUCCCAUUCCGCAACCCCAGCUCUCUGUCCACUAUUCGUACCUGGGCUAGCAGUCUCGGUGGUGUUGUUGCUCCUCUUUCCGUCGACCCCUUCAAGGUUGCUUCCAACGGUUUGGACGCUAUUCUAGCUGCUGCCAAGGCCAACAACCGACCUACCCUAGUGACCAUUCUCACUCCCAUCAAGUACGAGCUCGAGUAUCCUUCCGUUCACUACGCACUUGGUUCUGCCAUCGGUGGAAACGGCCCCGAAUACACCGAUGCUUUCCAUCACCACUUCCAAGGAUACGGCGUUGGUGGCCGCAUGGUUGGCGGAAUCCUCAAGUCUCUCGAGGACCCCGUUCUUUCCAAGUGGAUCGUCAUUGCCCUUGCUCUCAGCGUUGCCCUCAACGGUUACCUCUUCAACGUCGCCCGCUGGGGUAUUAAGGAUCCCAAUGUUCCUGAGCACAACAUCGACCGAAACGAGCUCGCCCGUGCUCAGCAGUUCAACGACACUGGCUCCGCUACUCUUCCCCUUGGCGAAUACGUUCCUCCUACUCCCAUGCGCACUGAGCCUAGCACCCCCGCCAUCACCGAUGAUGAGGCUGAGAGUCUUCAAUCGACUAAGGCUCGAUCUGCCGAUCUGCCCAACCGACCUAAUGAGGAACUCGAGAAGCUUUUGUCUGAGAAGCGCGUCCGUGAGAUGAGUGACGAGGAGCUUGUUUCCCUGUCUAUGCGCGGCAAGAUUCCUGGUUACGCUCUUGAGAAGACCCUUGGUGACUUUACUCGUGCUGUCAAGAUUCGACGUACCAUCAUCGCCCGCAACAAGGCCACCACCGACCUGACCCACUCGCUCGACCGAUCCAAGCUGCCUUACGAAAACUACAACUGGGAGCGCGUCUUUGGUGCCUGCUGUGAGAACGUUAUUGGAUACAUGCCCCUUCCUGUUGGUGUUGCUGGACCUCUUGUCAUCGAUGGCCAGAGCUACUUCAUUCCCAUGGCUACUACUGAGGGUGUCCUGGUUGCCAGUGCCAGCCGAGGUUGCAAGGCUAUCAACUCUGGAGGUGGUGCCGUUACUGUCCUGACUGCCGAUGGUAUGACCCGUGGUCCUUGUGUUGCUUUCGAGACUCUUGAGCGUGCUGGUGCCGCCAAGCUCUGGCUUGACUCUGAGGCCGGUUCAGAUACCAUGAAGAAGGCUUUCAACUCCACCAGUCGAUUCGCCCGUCUCCAGUCCAUGAAGACCGCUCUUGCUGGUACCUACCUCUACAUUCGUUUCAAGACUACUACCGGUGACGCUAUGGGUAUGAACAUGAUUUCCAAGGGUGUCGAGCACGCCCUGAGCGUUAUGGCCAACGAGGCGGGAUUCGAUGAUAUGCAGAUCGUCUCUGUUUCUGGAAACUACUGUACCGAUAAGAAGGCCGCUGCCCUGAACUGGAUUGACGGUCGUGGCAAGGGUAUUGUCGCCGAGGCUAUCAUUCCUGGUGAGGUUGUUCGCAGUGUUCUUAAGAGCGAUGUCGAUGCCCUUGUCGAGCUCAACAUUUCUAAGAACUUGAUUGGUUCCGCUAUGGCUGGUUCAGUUGGUGGAUUCAACGCUCACGCUGCCAACAUUGUCGCCGCCAUCUUCUUGGCCACUGGCCAGGACCCUGCUCAGGUUGUCGAGAGCGCCAACUGUAUCACCAUCAUGAAGAACCUCAACGGAGCUCUCCAAAUCUCUGUUUCCAUGCCUUCUCUUGAGGUCGGAACCCUCGGUGGUGGUACUAUCCUUGAGCCCCAAAGCGCCAUGCUUGAUCUCCUCGGUGUCCGAGGUUCUCACCCCACUAACCCUGGUGACAACGCCCGCCGCCUGGCUCGCAUCAUCGGUGCCUCUGUCCUUGCUGGAGAGCUGUCUCUCUGCAGUGCUUUGGCUGCUGGUCACCUUGUCAGAGCUCACAUGCAGCACAACCGAAGUGCCGCUCCCUCUCGCAGCACUACUCCCGCUCCCAUGACACCCGGUCUAUCCAUGACCACUUCGGCGUCAACAACAUCAAUGAGCGCUGCUGCCAUCCAGAGGUCAAAGCGAUAA